Molecule: messenger RNA, 1574 nt
Organism: Pogona vitticeps (central bearded dragon)
Lineage: Eukaryota; Metazoa; Chordata; Lepidosauria; Squamata; Agamidae
Source: RefSeq, a predicted model, not a curated record
CUGGAUGGGCGAAAGGCGUCAGCUGAUCAGUUGGCUUGCUUGUUUCAAUAUGGCCGCCUGGCUAGGAAUGCCGAUCUUAGGGCGCAAGAGGAAAAAAGAGGGCGCGACCGUGCUCUGGUCCGUGGGAACCUUGUGGCUGGCAUGCCUCACGGUGCGGGGUGUGGCGGGCCGCGACCCUCCGCUGAAGUGCGAAGACCUGAGAGUCGGGCAAUAUAUUUGCGAAGAUCCUAAAAUAGAUAAUGAGACACAAGAACCCUUGAAAUGUACGAAUCACACUGCAUAUGUUGCCUGCCUACCAGCUCCAAAUAUUACUUGUAAGGAUUUCAAUGGGAAUGAAACCCAAUUUACUGGAACAGAAAUUGGAUUUUACAAGCCUGUAGAAUGUCGAAAUGUGAAUGGCUACUCCUAUAAAGUAGCAGUAGCUCUGUCUUUAUUUCUUGGAUGGUUGGGAGCAGAUAGGUUUUAUCUAGGAUAUCCUGCACUAGGUUUGUUAAAGUUCUGCACUGUGGGAUUUUGUGGCAUUGGCAGUUUGAUUGACUUCAUUCUGAUUUCAAUGCAGAUCGUGGGCCCUUCAGACGGCUCUAGUUACAUCAUAGAUUAUUAUGGAGCAAGGCUUACCAGACUGAGUAUUACUAAUGAGACAUUCAGAAAACCUCAGAUAUACCCUUAAGCAUGCCGAUUUCAGCUCCAUCCGAGUGUGAGGAAGAUACAUGAAAGGGGACUGCCUUCAAAGGAUAGUAUUUGAAGGAAGCAUCUUUCUCUUUGGGUUUCACUGAAUAAGCUAAAGACAAAAGACCACUUCAUCAUAUAUAUGACUGUUUACACAAGAGGAGUUUGGACUUUGGUGCUAUGUUUUCCAACAUAGCCCUACUGAGAAGAGGACAAUGACUUGUCUUUUAAAUUAUUUUGCUAAAUACUAAUAGACAGAGGAUAUAAUUAAUGUUAAAUACAUCAUGAAGUACUUACAAUGGGUUUCAUACAAAUUGUACAAAAACUGAAAAUGUGUGUGUGUAUAUAUAAACAAAAUAAGACAGGAAGAAAUGACUGCACAUUCAGUGUCCAUUUUCUUACUGCUUUUUAAAAGCAAGAAGAGAAUUCAAACCAAAAGAAUGUUGUUUUACAGAUGUAUGAAGUUCCAGCUCAUUCACUCUCCCUCCCGUGCAUCAAGUACAUCCUGUACUUUUGGCAACACGUUGACUGGAUAUUUAAAAGCUGCGAACUGCUCUGAAAGUUUCACAUAGUGGCUUAUGGGCCAUGUGUGUUUGAUCAAAAUUCAAUUACUGCACUGUGCCAGGCUUGGAAACCUAUCAUUGCAAGUUAUGAAGUAUGACGAAAUAAGCUGCUCUAAUUGGUUCAGUAUGGGGAGCAGUCUCAACCAAGCUUGUUAUGAUAAAUAGCUUCCUGUGUUAAAGGUUCUCUGGAGCUUAAGUGUCUUGGCUCACCUCCUUCAACAGAAUAAGAAUAUUGUUCCCUAGGAACACUUACAUCACUGUCCUUCUUCCCAAUUCAGAAUUAAAUGUUUGUAGCAUUUUCAUUUUGCUGUUCUUGAAUAUAAACAAUGAGUACUGCUGACA